Molecule: messenger RNA, 442 nt
Organism: Hyaena hyaena (striped hyena)
Lineage: Eukaryota; Metazoa; Chordata; Mammalia; Carnivora; Hyaenidae
Gene: CUNH19orf33
Product: chromosome unknown C19orf33 homolog
Exons: 4
Coding region: 62-382 (106 amino acids)
Cellular component (GO): nucleus
Source: RefSeq, a predicted model, not a curated record
CUCCUCCCCACACCCUUCCCUCUGCCCUCCCGGCCUUCCCCACAUACCUUCUCUCACCACCAUGGAGUUCGACCUGAAUGCAGCUCUGGACUCCACCUCCAAGAAGCCACAGGGGGCAGCCCAGGCGGGAGACCACAAACACAGCACCCCCAAAGUUCAGGGCCAGGCAGAGGCCAGGGCAGCUGAUAAAGCCAAGCAUGGCCACGGUCACGGCAGCUCCUCAGACUCCAGCAGCAGCAGCAGCUCUGGCGACUCGGACACGGAAGCAAAGCCUCAUGCUGCCGCCUCGGACAAGCACAAGAAUACAGCGGGCAAGGUCAAGAAGCCCAAGGUGAAGAAGAAGGAGAAGAAAGACAAGGCAAAGAAGGAGGCUCCUCACUGACCGGCCUGGGCGGAGGGGUCUCAUUAAACCUUUUCUCGGCCCGAAGGCCGCCUUCCGGUA